AUGGAGGAACCACAAGAACUUCGUCGCCACAGCAAUGUCGACGACUUGGUGACUCUGGAGGCGAUGGGACAUAAACAGGAGUUACAGCGGAAUUUCUCCAAAAUCUCCAUGUUGGGUCUGGCUUUCGCCAUUCUAAACACUUGGACCGCUCUUUCGGCUUCUAUCACCCUAGCCCUGCCUUCAGGUGGGCCCAGCUCCGUAAUAUGGGGGUUGAUUGUGGCUGGCUUGUGCAACCUGUGUCUGGCAGCGAGUUUGGCUGAAUUUCUCAGUUCCUAUCCAACGGCAGGCGGGCAAUAUCACUGGGCUGCCAUUGUCAGCUCGAGUCGCUGGUCCCGUGGUAUCAGUUAUGUCACAGGCUGGAUCAACGUGUCGGGCUGGGUGGCUUUGACGGCCACAGGACCCUUGCUUGGCUCAAGUUUCGUCAUCGACAUCAUCACGUUCCUGAACCCCAGUUACGAGUCGGCAACCUGGCACGAGUUCCUCAUUUACAUCGCCUUCACGGCUAUUGCCUUAAUUAUCAACACCUUCGCCACACGACUGCUUCCCAUGUUUAACCAGGCUGCCUUCUUGUGGUCAAUCGCUGGAUUCAUCAUUAUCAGCAUCACCAUUCUCUCGUGUGCGGCCCCGAAUUACCAAAGCGGCUCGUUCGUUUACGGCGAGUUCAUCAACGAAGUUGGCUGGCCUGAUGGAGUGGCGUGGAUGCUUGGAUUACUUCAAGGAGCAUUCGCGUUAACCGGGUUCGAUGCGACAGCGCACAUGAUCGAAGAGAUUCCUAAUGCUCAGAUCGAAGGGCCGAAGAUCAUGUUGUAUUGCAUCGGAAUCGGCAUGUUCUCUGGCUUCAUCUUCCUCAGCUGUUUGCUGUUUGUUCUCAAGGACAUUGAUAACGUCAUCGAAUCAGCCGCCGGCCCUCUCCUCCAGAUCUUCUUUGACGCCACGGGGAACUCGGCCGGGAGUGUUUGCUUGCUCAUCUUCCCUCUCAUCUGCAUGGUCUUCACCUCGACUGCAUUGAUGACGACGAGCGCGCGUAUGACGUAUGCCUUUGCUCGGGAUCGAGGACUACCCUUUAGCCGCGUAUGGGCCAAGGUCCACCCCACACUGGACGUGCCCCUGAAUGCGCUUCUGUGGACUACCGGAUGGGUUAUCAUCUUUGGUCUGAUCUUGCUGGGAUCCAGCAGUACCUUUAAUGCGAUCACAGCAGCAUCUGUCGUCGCUCUUGGGGUUACUUACGCGAUCCCGCCUGCCAUUAACUUGCUCCGCGGUGGAAACAUGUUGCCUGAAACUCGGUCUUUCAAGCUCUCUACCCCAAUGAGAUGGUUCUGCAGUUUGGUCGGCAUUGCUUGGUCCAUUCUGACUACCGUCUUGUUCGUGUUCCCGCCGGAACUGCCAGUCACCCCUGGCAAUAUGAAUUACUGUAUUGCGGCAUUUGGGAUUAUCCUGUUUAUUGCCGUAAGCACUUGGAUUGUCGACGGCAGGAAAAAUUACCGCGGCCCGCAUGUGGAUAUUGACGCUCUGGUCAAGGGCGCGGACAGUGCAUCCGUGGAUGAGACGAAUCCUACUUUUAAGGAGGCAAUGAAGAAUUAG
Pseudomassariella vexata is the source of this 1581-nucleotide messenger RNA. Its product is annotated as amino acid/polyamine transporter I. Gene Ontology annotation, cellular component: membrane. The record is from RefSeq and is a predicted model, not a curated record. The transcript is spliced from 3 exons. NCBI's taxonomy places the organism in Eukaryota, Fungi, Ascomycota, Sordariomycetes, Amphisphaeriales, Pseudomassariaceae. Gene Ontology annotation, biological process: transmembrane transport; amino acid transport. Gene Ontology annotation, molecular function: transmembrane transporter activity. The coding region runs from base 1 to 1581 and encodes 526 amino acids.